AUGUUUGUGCAGCUCACUGGCGUUUUCGCAGAAUCCGCCGCCCACUUCGAGGCGCUGGCUCCGACCAGCAUGUCCGCCCUUUCCCUGAAGCGGUGGCGCGUGGGGGAGAGGGUGGAGGUUUCCCGCCCGGGGGAAGGCCUUCAGGGGGGAUGGUUCACCGCCGUGCUGAUGGCGGUAGAUAGAGGCGCGCAGAGGGGUUCAGUGCGGUACGAGGAGAUGAUGGAGGCCGACGGGGUGACCAGGCUGAGUGAAGACGUCAGCUUGGAUCAAAUCCGCCCCGUGCCACCUGGCAUAGAGGGAGACUACCCUGCCACGUGGACUGAGGGCCAUGCGGUGGAGGCUUGGCACAACAAAGCGUGGUGGUUUGGCACCAUCCUUGGCCGAACCUCGCCCGAACCUGAUUUUCCCGGUUCCGCGUCUGGCACUAGGCUCGGCACCGAGGCUGAGAUGCUGGCGUUCCGAGUGUGUUUGCAGGGAUCAGAGGAGCACAAGUGUGUGCGGCUGCAUGGUGCAGUGGGAGGGGAUGGGGUGGGGCAAGGAAUGGAAGAGAAGAAGCAAGGUGGGGCCUCACAAACAGACGAGGCGUGUGCGCGUGAGUGCUCAGCAGCAGACGUCACCUGUCCGGAUGACGCCUGUCAGGAUUUUGCUGCUUUUCAGAGCGACCCCUGUGAGAACAAACCCUGUGAGGAUGCUGGCAGCUGUGAGGACGACCCGUGGGACCUGGGGGCCGCUGCUGCUGAUGCUGCUGUUGGGAGGCAUGGGGCUGCUGCCGUUGCAGUGGUGGUGUACAAGCGGAGAAAGACGGCUCAGGGAUGGGUGGGAUCAAACCCGGCUGGCCACAAGGGAGGGCUGUGUACCCACAAGGGGACGCUUGAGUGGCGCUCCCAAAGCAGAGAAAGCUUGAGUGGUAGUCUUAGGCUUAGCCCGGCUCGUGUAGUGACGCAAGGAGGAGGGCCGUUGGGAGGUCCGUGGGGCUCAGUGGGAGUGCAGCUGGGGAGAGGAGAGGUGGAGGAGGAAACGGAGGUUGGCAGGUUUGGUGGUAAGGGAUCAGGGAGUACGGGUGAUAAGAGUGCGGUUGGUGGGAAGGUGAGGAAGAGGGAGGGGCUUGCGAGGCAGUGCAAGCGCACGAGAGGAGGAGCCGAAAGAGGAGAGGAAGAGGAUAGGGGGGCAGAAGGAAGGAGAGGAGGAAGCCUCAGGGCCUCGAUGCAUGCAGCCAGCACCAAUCCGCCUUCCACCCGCGAUGUGGCAUUGAAAUCACCUACUCUGGUAAAAACACCCCUUCUGUUGAAAGCACCUGCAGUACCACCUGCCACACCUGUGGCUGCACGUGUGACUGGCGCUUCAGCCAUUGGAGCAGCUGGUCUUGGCACACCUAUCGGCACACAUGCCAUUGGUGGUGCCCCUGCUGUUGGUGCUCCUACGACUCCUGCAGCCAUGCCUGCGACUCCCAUGGUGGCAGGGGAGAAGCUGCGGGGCCAGCGGUGCCAACUGCCAAACCAACUGGCAAAGGCGGCUUCUGAAGACAGGCGAGGAGCAGGAGGGACGGUAGAUGGUGGGAGUAGCAGUGAGGAGGUGGAGGAGGUGGGAGAGGGGUUUGGAGAGGGGGUGGGAGAGGAGGUGGGCGAGGAGGUGGAGGAGGUGGGAGAGGAGGGGGUGGGGGAGGAGAUGGCAGGUUACGGAGUGGUGGUGGUGGUGGGGAGUGAGGAUGAGGGAGAGGAGGGGGGAAGGGAGCAGGAGAUGGGAAGUGGUGGAGUUGCAGGGAAAAGGGCAAGGAAAGCAGGGAGUGAGGAAAAGGGAGAAGAUUGGGAUCUGGAGGAGGUGGAAGAGACGAAGAUUAUCAGGGGAAGGGAUGAGACGUAUGCUGAGGAAGACAAUGGUGGUGGUGGUGGUGGUGGUGGUGAUGGGGAUGGUGAUGAGGACGCAGAUGAUGGUGAUGGCGAUGAUGAUGUGGUGGAGGUGGUGGGAGAGGAGGCUUGCGUGAGCAUAGUGCGGCACGGGCAAGCAGCACCAGGGGUGGGGCAUCAUGUGACGGCAACGGCGCAUGCACCCCAUGCCCCAGUAACUCCUGCUAAUGCUGGUAACCGUGUUACCUCGUCAGGCUGGGUAACCAGCACUCCUCCAGGCCAGCUGUUGUGCUCCGAGCAGCACAUAGGUGGAGUGAAGCGGCAGCGCUUCUUCAGCUCCUGGCACCGCCAGUGCCCUCUCUUUCAAGACGCUCACACUCACACAGGGACAGAGGACCUUGCCGUGCACCGGCAGAGUGCUCUCUUUCAAGACACUCACACUCACACAGAAACAGAGGGCCUUGCCGUGCCAAGGAUACCGGUAGUCCACCAUGCCAGCUCUGGUGCGGCCGAGGUGAAUGAGCAGGAUAGGCCGUCCACUGGAUCGCUCUAUAGAGAGGAUAAAGGGGGUUUGGCGGAUGGGGAGGGGAGAGGGGGCAGGGGAGUGGAGGCUGUGGCGGAGGCGGCAUAUGGGGGGGUGUUGGAUGCGCUGUGGGUGCAGGGAGGCGGAGAAGGGAUCACGUGGGAUAAGGAGGUUCUGCUUACAGACCUGCGCAGGGCUUUAAGUAUUUCGAAUGACCAGCACUCCCGGCUGCUUGCUGCUCUGCUGUCGCGGAGUGAGGGUGUGGAGGCCACUCAUCCCUUGGAAGGGUCCUCGUCCGCAUUCUCUUAUUGCC
Closterium sp. NIES-65 is the source of this 2680-nucleotide messenger RNA. NCBI's taxonomy places the organism in Eukaryota, Viridiplantae, Streptophyta, Zygnematophyceae, Desmidiales, Closteriaceae. The record is from the annotation of a GenBank genome assembly.